This is a messenger RNA of Pocillopora meandrina, 10017 nucleotides long. The record is from the annotation of a GenBank genome assembly. NCBI's taxonomy places the organism in Eukaryota, Metazoa, Cnidaria, Anthozoa, Scleractinia, Pocilloporidae.
AUGGUAGGUUCCCAUUUAUGUUGGCUGUGCAGCUUAACGUCAUUUAUUUAAUCACUGUGCUAACUUAGGCUUCAGAGUAUGAACUGUGAGUUUAGUCGUUUAGCAUGUUUCUUAUCUUAAAUGGUGUAAAGAGAGACUGGAUCAUCACAGUGUUAUCGAGAAAUCUCUCGAACAAAGUGACGCUGUAUACGCUAUAAUCUGCUAUAAAUUGAGGUGAGGAUUAUUGCGUGACUGUCUUUUCCCAAAGGGUAAAAAGGAAAAGAAUGAAACAACUCAAAGAUUCUGUUCUCGAAUUCUUUUUCUCCUAUCUGUUGCAGGUAUGUUUUUUGGGAGCUGUGGGACUCACCUGUUGGAUAAUCAAAGCACCAAUCUCUGCUUAUUGGGCAGUUACCGAAAAUGGCGACGUCUCCCAAUACUUUGCCUGGGUCGCAACGAAGUAUAUUGCUCGCAGCAUUUCCACAGUGUUUCUGAUGGGUCUUUUUUUGAAAGUUAAGGUGCAAUACUUGGCACGUAGAAAUUCGGAAAUGAUUACAAAUCAUUUCUUAGUGCCGGCUAUGAUAUUUACGAUAUUUGGAGCUUUUGUAGAGAGUUUAAUCGAUCAGUAUGUAGGACCGGUGGACAGUAGACUGAGGUUUGUAACUUCGUAUUUAUUUAAAUAUGAUUCCCCAUGUAUGAGUAGUUAGAUACAUAUUGUUGCAAAAUCAUUAUGAUAAGUAGUACCAUUUUGAACCUCGGUUGUCAUUGUUUGCGUUACUUCACUCUGUUCAGCAAUUUUCAAGUCGAUAACAUAUGAGGCCUUGGUUUUUUUAGUGAUACUUUCUUCCAUUCUUUUUCUCUUCUCCAACACCACAGUCAUGGUAAUCACCUUGGAAUUCAACAUUGCCAAAACCUUAACCAUUCUAAAUAUCACUGGCAUCACCAUUGAGUCCAUCUUAGCCUCUCUAUCAUCUCUAUUGCUACUAUCACUUUCUUCGCCUCUUCGUCGUAUAUAUCAUUCAUACAUAUUCGAUUUGUAAAUAAUAUAACAUAGAGCAGGCUACAGCUCAUGUGCUCGUUAGUCCUCCAGGCUUCUCAUGGAUGAAUUAAAAAGUGCGUAAAAGCUUUAAUGGGGUGUGAACAAAGUUCGUUUUUUUUUUAUAGGAGUGAAAUUGAUGAUGUAAGUCUGGGUUUCCUGUUUACAGCUGGUCCACCGAUGUACCUUGGAUUUCUGAUUCAUAUGGUUUUGCAUUUUGUUAUUUUACAAGCAGAGAUUGAUAAACGUAGUUGAGCUCGCACACAUUCUGGUUAAAUGGGUGCAUUGUUCAUGAAUUCAUAAUGAAAAAAAGCUGACAAACACUUUAACUAAUAUAUAUAUGAAUGUUUAAGUAUACGUAAGUAAAUCAUCGUAGACUCCAUUUAACAACAUUACUAAAUAGAGGUUAAAAAAAAAUAACACAACUGCUUCACAAAUGGGUUCUCCAAAUCCGUUUCCUACGAUUUAUGCAAUGGCGGUAAUGAUUCAGAUUUGGCGUAUCUUGGCUCUAAGUAGAGUACCACACUGUAAAAUUAAAAGAGUUGAUUUGGCCCCAAAAAUGGGGCCAAAACGAGUGAGUCCAGUUUGGUACUCGCUUAGGGUCAAUUCGGCCCCAUUGAAAUGGGGCUGUUUUUGGCACCAAUUUUGGGGCUGAAUUGACCCCAUUGUAGGGGCCAAAUUGGACCAUGUGAAGGGUGAAUUUGAAAAAUACAGGGGCCACUUUGAAAUUUAUAGGGGCCAAAACAGCCCCGAAAUUUCAGCCCUCUCACAAAUGGCCCCUUUAAAAAGAGCCAAUUCAGCUCCAAUGUGGGCCACUUCAGAAGUAGAGGGCUCUUUCCUCUCCAUGCUGAUUUUCCCCCUUACAUUCAAAUUAUGAAAAUACACCACAUACUUUAUCUUUCAAACACUCAUUUAUUAGGUUCUAGAUAUUGUUUAUGUAAAAACCUUUUACGCUACCUGAUUUUACAUUUAUUAAGAAUCUUAAUUGUGGUAUAAAACAGACAAACUUCGAAACAUCAUGUGAAAGAAUAUAACAUACAUACAUAUUUAACAUUAAUUCAACCAUUUUCUAAAAUAGAUCUCUUCCCUAAAUCAGUAUACUUCUUAACAGUGCAAGCAUUGCAAGAAAUUACACCCAAGAGACACUUGUGAGUAAAGCUUCCCUUUUCAAUGACUUAGCAAAUGUGGUAAUGUAAAGCAGCUUAUAAUUAAGACUGAUUUAAAGUACAGAAAAUUAUCAAAAUAAGACAGAGGCAACAAAUGGUCCAGUUCCUGCACAAGAAUAUAGAUCUUGUUUGAUUUGUGCAUAUGAAAAACAAAGAGCCUUAGAGCAGCAAAGAGUAUUCUUCCAGUGGAUGUGAGAAUACAUGCACUCAUAUUGCUACUUUAGAUAUUAUCAAAAUAUAAACUAUCAGCAAGUACUACCACAGGCAUUUGCCAAGUCAUUGAAAAUAGAGGAAACAGUGACAAGAGUCUGCCUGUGCCCAAUUUCAAGCAAUGCUUGCUCUAAAAAAAGGCAAAAUUGCCUUUGACCGAUUGUAAGAAAAUAUAAAUGAGCCAAGUAACCCAAUGAGAGCAUCAAGAAUCUUUUCUUGUGAGAAGUGACAAAUUACACUUCCCUCUGUCACUAUAUUCAGGAGAUUGAUGUAUUGAAGAUCUCCAAAAAUUAAAAUUUGUGCUGGACAUAAUCUCUGAUUGCUGAAUCAACAUCAGCUACUCUAUGCAAUAAAAACAAGUUUUACAACCACAUUAAAAUCAAGCCAAAGUGCAAAAAGUGCCUGUAGCCAGAAAAAAAAAGAAUAUAUAUACACACUAUAUAUAAGAAUAUAUAUACACACUAUAUAUACACACGCAUCAAUUCUCUGUGACUGAGUUUUGUGCCUAAGCGCAUGUCAAGCGCUUAGGUGCGAAAUUCAGAGUCACAGAGAAUUGAUGUGUCCUCUUUAAUUCUUUAACUUAUGUAUACUUAGCUCUGCUACCACAGCAUUGAGCACUUUAUGCCAAGGUAGACUCUACCCCCACAUUUACAUAUAUAUAUAUAUAUAAUGUUUUUCUAAAACUAUAAGCUAAAACACCAGAAAUGGAAGUGGAAGUUUAGCCCAAUGGGUGUAAUUUGUCUCCUCUUCAAGACUUGAAAAACUAAUGUAUGACUCCCAAAAUAUCUGAAAAAAAUCAGCUAUUCUAUGUGCAAUAUUUAUCUAAUGGUUUGACAACAGGAAUAUUUUAAAAAAUUGCAAAAUCAAAAAAAAUUAACAAAAAGGCAAAAUUAAUACAACCCCAAAGUACUUGAACCUUUGUAUCUGGACUUCAUUGGCAAAUGGGCUCAGAAAUUUUAGCUGUUCAUCUUAGUACCAAAGUAGCAGUUUUUUGGACUUGUACCUCCAAAAUGGUCACAACUUCAUUAAAUGCAUGUGAUGACAAACACACAAGAACAAAGGUCAUGAACUUAAAAGGUGAGAGUGAUUAUUUUGCAACUUUUUAGUUUAAGGCAAGAGAUUCAGCACCACAAAAUUGUCUCUCUUCACUGCAAGAAGAAGAGGUGAAGCAAUAGAUUUUUAGACCAUACCAAUCCAUUCAGUUUCCAAGUCAACUUAGUCUAGUAUCCUGCUAACCAUACAAGGAUACUCUGCAAAAAUUUUUUUUUUGCAAUCCACUGUUGCUCAGAGUACUUUAGGCUGCUGAUGAGAUAUCCCUUCUGGAUAUCCAACUCUACUGAGGCAGAGAACUGUACAAAAAAACAAACAAAUGAGCAAAUUAAUUUGUUGUUGGAGAACAGUAAAUUUUUGCAACUACAAAGUUGCAAAAUAUUUGUAAGUAAACUGUGCAUAAGAAGUAAAAACACAAUAAUGGUGAUCAUCAAUGAUGUAUUUUCACCAAACUGUAUAUAUACUUAUCAAGAAAAGAAAUCAUACCUCUAUGCACUUCAGUUUUAGUUCAGUAUUCAUGAAUAAAUAAGGAUUGUUUGUAGACUUAAAAAACAAAACAAAGAAAAGUUUCUUACCCUCAAUGGUAGUUGGAAUUUUUAAAGCCAUUCAGGAGGAACCUGUAGGUAAAUAUUUGUUUUCAAAAAAAUUAAACUGUCUGAUAACAUCCUAUCAAUUCACUAAUUUUUUAAUUUACCAGAUUUAAAAAUUGGGUUUACUUUGUUUUAUGCAUGGUGCAAGUAAAUACAUAUCUAAUAUAUUUCAAUAAAAAUAAAUCAAAUCUCGCCAUUUUUGUAGGUGCAAUCCCCGAGAUUUGUCAUCUUUAACUGACCAACUGGCACCUUGUGUGUUUUCCUGAAUACCGGUCACUUCGCAAACGUGUCACUUCGCAAACGUCCUUUGUCACUUCGCAAACGCAUCCAAGUCGAUUCGCAAACGUCUUCGAAUUAUUUUUAAAAAGGUUGAUAUAACUUCAUAUUAUGUUUCUUUACAAUCUUUUAUCGAAGAAAGUUAUAAAAUUAAGAAGUAAUGUAGUAAGUUUUAUCAGCGUGAAAGCUUACUUUUGCCAUUUUGGAAGCUCGGCAGGCAUCCAACUUCUUGGAAUCUUUUCAAUAAAUCUUAUCUAACUCAGUGUCUCGAAGUGUCUCAAUGUCUAGCUUGCUUUUUCAUUAUUUUCUAUCCUUCUUAUUGAUGUCUUAUCGUUACUGUGAUCUUACAUCAGACGAUGACUUUCCUUAUUCAUGUGAAUAUAGUCAUCGGGAGAUCGGUACGUUUCAUUCGAUGAAACGAUUUGUUAUCGAUCGACGCAUACCGUUCACUUCGCGAACGUAGUCGCGAUCCCAGUCGAUUCGCAGACGUGUUCAAAUUAUUUAUAAAAAGGUUGAUUUAACUUCGAAAGAUGUGCAAAACUAAGUAGUUGUACAUUAUUAUUAGCGUUUAGCAGUUAAUACGUCUAAUUCUUCAACAACUCUAAGGCGGUUUCGAUCGAAGCAUAGAUAGAUGUAAAUUUGUGUCUUGUUCCUCUUUUAGAUCUAUCUUGGAUAUGUAUUCAAUACCCUGUCUUCACUUCGUGCGUUCCAGCUUACACGGUUGUCGUCAAUCACACAGAAACCAUCACAUUUGUAAAUAUUUGUAAAUACUAAAGAAUAGUUUAGUAGAUCAUUUAGUGGUUUAAUAAAGUGAUACUGUGCGUGUAUUUUUCUACAUUGCUCGUCGAUCAGUCGAGUCACGCAAUCAAUUCAUCAUUUAUAAUGAUUAAAAGUAACGUGAUUCUCUUCUGUUGAUUUUCGUUGAUUCAUAUUACGUUUGCGAAUCGACUGGGAUGCGUUUGCGAAUCGACCGAGGACGUUUGCGAACUGACAGUUUGCGAAGUGACCGGAUACCGUUUUCCUUUAGGAUAUAAUCGAAAGAAAGUAAUCGAUAAUGUACUCUUCACCAUCCUGCUAAGUUUAGUAUACAAGAACUUACUUAGACAGUGCUCAGUUCUGUCGCCUCGUCCGUAAAACAGAGAUCCUUGGGCGAUUUACCCUUUUCUUUCGGUGCCAAUGUCACCUCUAAAUUUUCAUAAUCGCUGAUGUUAUCUGAAUCAUCAAUCGACGUUUGAACCGUCUUACUCGAAGGACUUGAUUCUGCACGCUGAAAGAGUGAGAGCCAAAAAAUCAGCUUAAGUGGAUGCAAACAAAGACAUAGACAUAAAAAUAUCAGUUCAUCUUUUCAAGAAAAAGAUCAAGAAUUCAGAGUGAGAGAUCCUAAAAUCAGAGAAUCUUGAAAUAAGUUAAAUCCAUCUUGUGCAAAUGCAGUAUUCGAACUGUAACCGUCUCUAUCUCUCGGCGCCAAAUUUGAUCACGUGACUUUAGUUGCGAAACCGCUGAGACUCAACAAGAUUCGGGAGAAGAGGUGAACCAUUCAUGCGUCAAAUUCUCUGGUGGGAAAAUUAAUUAUCGUACCGACGAAGAACUCGUGUCAUCUCUAGGUUCAGCGUUCAUUGCAAUCAAUUUCUCGAGCUUUAGACGCUCUCCUUUUGCCUACCUUUCCUUUCUUAAGUCUCAUUUGCGACUGACGGAUUUCGCUGCUAUAAUUCAGACGGAUUUCUUGCGAACAUGGCGGAAACGUCGAUGAGCAGCUUAGUUUCAACUAUAUAAUCGUAAUAGUUAAAAGUUGGAAACGUUUGAGGAAGAACCAUUCGCCAGCUCUACUUUACCCUCCUCCCUUCUCCCUCGUAUGCCAACGUUCGACGGUAAAUUAGACCAUCAGAAAACAAGGUUAGCCACGAUGCUGUUGCGAAUCCACAAUACCACGUUAAAAUUGUUCUGAUCGUUGUGAGAAAGCUUUGAACGAAUAUGACUGUGUAAUGCUGGUUGGUUAGUGCUCGAACAGAUAAACUCCUGCCUCGGCCAAUACCUCAUUGAUCAUUGCUUUUUAUCCUAUCUUCCUCCUUCACACCCUCUCCCCCCCCUUCUGGGUGGCAACUUUGGGCUUUAGCAUGAUCCUUUUUAUUCAUUAUUCAGUAGUUGUUCACCUCUUUGGUGCUUGUCGACAAUGAGAGGUCGUUCUGACUGAAGCAAAUUCUCUACAACGUUACUGAUAAAUGACACAAAGUGUCUUACACCGAAAGAGUUCCCGUCACGUGCGUGACAGAGACGUUACUUCGAUUCACUGCAAUCCAAAAUAGUGCAUGAGACAAGUGAUCCAUGCGUGUAUCCCACUAGCGAGAGGUUGCUGUGUAAUAAUAUUUGAACAGGCUUUUGAUUAAGGCAAACAGUUAGGUCGGUAUACGCGACAACCUCUUCAUUCAAACUUUAAUCGGUCUGUAUCCUCUUUGGGCUUAUAUACGGGCUAACGGCUAGAGAUAAUCAACAACAGGAUAAUGAAUUUAAUUAUAUGACUAGAAGCGUGACUUAAGGUAACAAAUUCCUAGACAGAAAUUUGACCAACUUCCCCGGAAGUAUCAUUUAAGAGAGUACCACGAACGAACAAUAGCUAACUUCCUUCGAUUCUUGAGCAUCUUGGAAUCACUUUCCAAGAAACUGGAAACUUUCAUAGCUAAGAUGACGCUGACACUCACCUGCAGUGAGCAUGAAGGCCUUGGUGAAGACGAAGUUUCUGUUAUUACAAACCUUAGUAUGGUAAACAAGACAACAAUUGCAUCCCAAGUUGUUGCUGCGAGUUUCUCUGCACUCUUCUACUGGCUGAUAUUCUUCCUUGGAAUUCUUGGCGUUUUCUACAAGCCAUGUGCCAAACUAUCUUCGUCUAGAGGUACUUUAUUCGUAUUUUUUGUAGGAGCACUUGUAAUCGUUGUUAAUAUAUUUCAAAGUGCAACUAAUACUGAAAAUGACCUGCAGGUCAGACAAUACUACCGGCUUUCCACGAUCCCUCUGAUUGGAAUAAUAUUCAUUCUCAUCGGUGUUAAAAUGUUUUUUCGUGUACCAGACGAUGAAAUUGUCCGUCAAGCGACUCUGGGUCGACAUCAGCCUUCCAUGGGUUUGGUAGUUUCUUUAUUAACAGUUCCUCUGAUGGUUAUUGAGAUCGUGCUGCUAUGUGCGUCUCUGAGUAACAGGAAAAUAGACAAGGAUACGAGGAGCUUGACAAAAAUACCAUGGCUCUUUACUAUCAUAGAUAAGAUUAUUUUCCUUCUUCAGAAGGUUACUCAAGCAGGUGCGUAUCUCUAUCUGCGGAACACUAUCAUACGCCAGGGACGCGAAGAAAAUGUUGAGUUUUAUUUUAGGUUGCUGUCCUUCUUCAACUUCAUCCAAUGGAUAGAUACUCAGGUAAACACAGAGAAUGACAUACACUUAAGCGGAAUCAAGAAAGACCUGAGCAGUUUUUCUGAUGUAUUUACGAGUUUAUACGAAGCACUAAUAAUAGACUAUCGUCUAAUGUGUGCGUUGCUAUUUCUUGAACAUUCGUUCGAGGUUCAAAAUGAAGGCAGCGCGAACAAUUCCACGUAUCAACAACAGGAUAACUUGAGCCAUUCCGGGGCUCAAUAUCAAGUGGACCCAAACGAUUCCAUCGAAGUUGCCAGUCACGGAAGCGCGAGUAAUUCCGCUGAUCAAGAACAAGAUGAUUUGAACCAUUCCAUAGUUCAGGGUCAAGGCGACCGGAGUAAUUCAGAAGAUGCUCGAGUUCAAGCUGUAGAGCCUCGCAACCAAAUAAGAAAAGGCUUUGGAUAUGCGCUUGGUUCUUUAUGUUUGAUCCCCCCUGUACUCUGUGGUCUUCAAGUUGUGAAGACAUUUAAGAUUGGAUCGUGGGUAGCUAUAUUUGCCAUUAUCGUCAACUUCUUUAUUGUUUCCUGCGGUGCCAAUCUCCUUCACCACAACUAUUUGGAUGACGAUGGACAAGCGAAAUCAAAUGGAGUAAAGAUAAUGGUAGGAAUAAAAUUUGUAUCGGUGAUCUAAUAGGGUUAAUUCAUUCACCAAAUAUGACCCGUAAGGCCCCGCUCGGCCAAACGGGUUGACGUGAGCUUGUCUGGGAAAAGCCGUCUGGCCCUAUAUACGGCAUUUUUUUUUUUGCAAAAACUGAAAAGAAAAAAUAAAAAAGUAAAAAAAAAAACAAACAAAACAAAAGAGCGCGUUUCGAUGAAUUCUGAGUUUCUUCUGACUCAAAAAAAGGCAAAGUAUAAGUUUUCACUGAAGAAUCUAUUUUUGUGGUUGUCCCGCGUGCGCCCGUCUAUAGCGUCCAGGUCGAAAAAAAAAUUUUCGAAGUGGUCAUAUGAUAACAUCCUUAUUGAUUGGGUCUGGCCGGGCCGGACGGGAAAAUAUUUGGCUGGAGGUCUAAGCGCGUCUAUCAAUAAGUACAUAGCAUUAUUAUGAGGCCGUUCCCCAAAAAGACUGGAAACAACCAAAUUGAAGGAUUUGAUUGGCUGAAAUCGAGAUUGGCCACGGUCUAGAUUUUCCCGUCCAGCCCGAAAUCUAGACAGGUACAAACUAAUUGUAUCAUUUUUCAACAAUUUAAGCAAACGUUCGCAAACUUAAAUCCAGCAAAAGAAAUUAUGAGCAUAGAAAGAAGUCAAAAUUGCAAAGUUUUUAAAGCGCGGUUUCAAGCGAGGUUUUCCAGGUGUAAGUACGUUCAAUUCGAAAACAAAAACAAGUCAGCACUUCCGCAUCACCAUCGGUCAUCAGCAGAAACAGUUUUAUGCUUCGUAAUUAACAUUUCUUCUUUUUUCCAUAGGUUUGUCUUUUAGGCGCAGUUGGUUUUGUUUGCUGGAUGUUGGAGGCCGCCAUCUUUUCCUUUUGGGCUUCUCCUGAAUCAGAAGUCCCGCUCCACCGAUCAUGCAUUCUUUGGGAAGCCUUAAAAUAUUUCGUGCGCAGUUUAACGACAGCAUUUCUCAUUUUCUUAUUCAUAAAUAUAGACGCCCGCACUUUUUCAUAUCAGACGAGCAGCAAAAAUCACUUUCUUGUACCUGCUGUGAUGUUGGGAGUUUUCUCUAUGUUCGGCGAGGGCUUGAUUGAUCAGAAAGUUGGACCACUGGAUCAACUCCUAAGGUUCGUAACGGCCUCCCUUUCUACCAUUAAUAAGAUAAGAGUAGCAAAGAUAACAACAGAUCUUAAGAAAAUCAAGGGGCCGCCUUAUGGUCGUGUGGGGUUCAAAUGAACGAAAAAUAGCGUCCAAUUAAUUGAAUGUUAAAUUUAGCGUUUUACUCUCCUGAUAAUCUCAUUCCACUGUCGUUGUCACCGCAAAGUCUCCCUCUUGAAACAGAAUUGACGCGCUUACACAUUGGCCAUGUUACAAUGUUAUUAACGAAUCUUUUAAAAUACUCCUUAAAUUUCGAGACAGAGCAGCACAGAAACUCCUUAUGACAUUCUGUAAUCUAUUUUGAGAGUGAUUAACCAGGCGGAGGACUGGAGUGAAAGUGUAAAGUGUUUAACACAGUAAUACUUAUCAGCGAUGUUUUUUUUGAUAAUUUAACGCUGAACGUAUUUCCUUCUUAGGAGUACAAUCAAGAAUGACAGCCUGAGAAUUCUGAUUGAGGCAGGUCCGCCACUGUACCUUGGGUUCCUUAUUCACGUGUUUCUCUAUUUCAUAAUUAUAGCAGGUCCAGAUAACAGGGGUAACGUAGCGAUACAUCGGGAAACAAGAGAGCAU